AUGUGGACCACGACUGUGCAGUGCAUUAGGGAAUCCACGAGAGAGGUAUUAGGGGUCUCAAAGGGUUACUCUGGUUGUUACAAGGGAGACUGGUGGAAUAGAGGUGCAAGGAAAAGUGGAAACCAAAAAAGCACGUAUCUGAAGCUAGUGGAAAGUGUAGACGGGGAGGAGAAGAGGGCGAAUAGAAAGCAUUAUAAGUUGGCUAAGAAAGAAGCAAAGCUAGCAGAUACGGCAGCCAAGAAUGCAGCUUUUAGUCGUUUGUAUGAGGAACUCGAGGGCCGAGGUGGGGAUAAGAGGUUAUUCAGGUUAGCCAAGGUGCGAGAAAGGAAGGCGCGUGACUUGGACCGAGUGAAGUGCAUCAAGGACGAAGAAGGUAGAGUUUUGUUGGAUGAGGGGCUUAUCCGUCGGAGAUGGCAGACCUACUAG
Nicotiana attenuata is the source of this 426-nucleotide messenger RNA. RefSeq lists its product as uncharacterized. The record is from RefSeq and is a predicted model, not a curated record. The coding region runs from base 1 to 426 and encodes 141 amino acids. The transcript has a single exon. NCBI's taxonomy places the organism in Eukaryota, Viridiplantae, Streptophyta, Magnoliopsida, Solanales, Solanaceae.